CUCAGUGUUAUUAGCAUGGGAAAAUAACAUCUGAGAUAUUCCAUCGAUGCAAUAAAAGUAGAAGGAAGCCAAGAGUGGUUUUACGUCGAAAGAAAAGUGAAGUAGCAACUUCAGUGAUAUUCGUGAGGAGUCGAUCGUUGCUUCAUUGCGAUCGGCUAAAUAAAAUGGCUGCAGUAAAAGGUGUCAUUACACUUUGUCUGGUUUUUGGGUUUGCUCUCGACGGCUUUGCGAUUCCUGUUAAAUCGUGGCGCAAAGGUGAGUUUAAAAAAAGUUGCUGAAUUUUUUCCAUGGAAUUAAGGUUAGGAUGUAGUGGUGCUUUUUCUUUGGUCACGUUUCCAGAAACGCAACGCUAUAAUAACCCUCGACUUGUGCAGCCCUCUUGCUCUGGCUUUUUAAAAUUCUUUCGAGGUUCAGCUGAUUUACCGCCGAAAAUAUCGCUAUUUCUUCAAUAUACAACAAUUUGCAUGAUUUGCUCAGAGAGUUGGAAAAUGAAAACGUCUAUCGGCAGAAACAAUACUAAAAUGUUUGUAAAAAUUUUCCUGCUGCUCUAAACUACAAUAUCUGGGACGCCUUUAAAAACUAAGCACACGCCGUUUUUUGAAACAUUUCCAAAGUAAUAUUUUUGAAAAGUUUCGAUUUCAGCCUUUUUACAGCCAAUACUUCCCGAAAUUCUGUAAUGCUGCUAUUGUUUGUUUGCCUUCUUUAUGUCAAGCAUUUUAAUCAACUGUUCUUCAAAAGUCAAAUGGUAAAACAACUUUUUUUUUUCUUAGAAAGAGACGACUCUUCAGAUGAGGACGAAGAAAUAUCGAAUCAUAUCGCCAAAGCUAACAAGGGUUUGUAUGACCGUACCGGAUUAGGACCUGACAAUGUUUACACUGACCAUUUUUAGAACCAGCUUAUUAUAUCUGUGUUUACAGUGGUGAGGGCAAGGAAAGGGAUAACAGUUGAUCAUAUUUAUCGCUGAAAAUUUAUUUUUUUAUUUUUAUUUUUUUUCUGUGAGGUCUAAAUGUUUUUCUCUCUUGUUAUAAAAAUGAACUUGUAACUUUACGAAGUGUGAUGGCAGAGUUUAGUUACACUGAUAUAUGCGCUCUGGGUAAUUUGUUUGGGUAAUCUGAGUUGCGAUUUGUUCGGGAAGGCGCAGUAAUGCAUUCAUAUUCUCCAUACACUUUGAGUAUCACCAUUUGUCGUGGACGCUUUGCAAAGAGGAGCGACUGAACGUACGGUAAAAGUCCCCACAAUAAACAUCGUGCCGCUUUAAAUGAAAUGUUUCAUUCAUUUCAUCUGGCACGUAUUGUUUACUGAAUACGUUAUGUAUACUUAUUUCAUCAGCUGUCGCCGAAUCCUUAUUUGAGGGCGAUAUCCUUCUGUCUCCAUUUGAUCUGAAGUUUGUGGAUACCAGUGAGGAGGGAGAUGUUGACGGAGACCUGGAACCGAGUCGACACAAGAGGAAUGCUGAUCGUAACAGACGGAUUCUCUGGCAUGAUAAGAUAGUGCCUUACAAGUUUGAUCCAGGACUUCCAGGUGAGAACCGCUUAUCCCAAGGUAUUAAACAUCGAAGGAAUAGUGCAUGAUCAAAUUACCUCCUGUGUGAGUGUUUUUCGGUGGUGGUGGUGGUGGUGGUAAGGCCCGUUAUCUCUGGGUUCCUCUUUCAUUGAGGUCUGCGUCCCUUUUGCAUGCCAGCCCCGUACCCCCGGGAGCCCCGAGAAAGCUUGCUCGCAGGAUAGCGUCCCCUACUCUCUUCAAACACGGAGCUGAGUGAUUUAUCGAUUGAUCAUGACAUUCGGGAUUUAAGGGGUUUUGCAUCCAAGGUUGUGAGAGAAGGAGCCGCUAGAAAGUAUAUCCAAAUUAGCCGGAGGGGCCUAAAAAGAUUGAAAAAAAUUGCAUCACCUCAAUUCACACGGCACUGCAAGUGGCACACACGGCAGUCCAGCUUCUGCCCAAACGGAAUGGGAGUGGGAGGGAUUUGAUUUUCCAUCUGGGUAUUUGCCUUUAUACCUUAUCAAAGUACGCCGGACGACGUAAUUUAACAAUUUCAUUUAGAGCAUAUCUGCAUAACCUUGAAAUGACUUAAAUCUUUUUGUGUUUGUUUGUUUUGGUGCAGCUGAUUAUAUAUCCAGCGUCAAGGAAGCUAUUGCAGAGUUUCACAAACAUACCUGUCUAAAGUUUGUUGAGAGAACGAAUCAGCCAAACUGGCUUCUGUUUGUUUUUAAAUCUGGGUAAGUUUUCUACUAUAAAAUCUUGGGUGUGAUCCAUGUUCUGUUGGACGACAGCUGGAAAACUUCGGGCGGAAAGCUUUGCUUACGACUGAUAUACGAGUGUUUUCUCUUUUACUUUGAGUGAAAUGCCUUCUUGAGGGGUUAAUGUUUAUAAAAACUCCAGGCAACCAAUAAGAUGGUUUCUUUUACUCCUGUCUGAAUACACAUUUGCAUAUAGAUUGAACAUAGCCUGGCACCUCUGAUGUACAUAUUUUCACAAUCGCUGAGUAUCAUUCUUGUUUAAUUUGUUUUAUUCAGGUGCUGGUCUAGGGUUGGGAAAAAGUAUUGGAGGUAUGACUACGGGCAAGAGGUUUCGCUGGGCAGCGGUUGCAAUCACAGAGGAACCGUCAUGCAUGAAAUAAUGCACGCAAUUGGCUUCUGGCACGAGCAAUCACGACCAGACAGAAACCUUUAUGUAGAAGUACUCUGGGAGAACAUACUGGACGGUACGCCAAUAUGAUCUCAACAGUAAAUAGAGUUAGAGUGAAGCUUUAGUGUUGGACUGAAUGUAUGUUAUUGACAUGCACUCAAUGGCAGUGACUUUUUAUCUCAGUUGGUUAGAUUAAAGCAUCGCUAAUGAGAUCUCCACGGUUUCCCGUUGAAUUCCGAUGAAGGCCUGAUUUUUUUAUGCAGCGUGCGUAACUGCCAUGAUCCUUAAAAGAGCAAUCAAAAUAAAGUGACGAAAAGCGGAUUCCGAAAGACAAGAGGAGACGAUGUGUAUGCCCGUCGGUUUGCAAAAACCACCUGACUUCUUUGAAAAUUACCGACGAUCGGCCCAUGGUUAACCUGAAAAAAAUCCGGCAUAACACGAUGCCACCACUGGUUUACGCGCGAAAUGACGUCUGAGAAACGAGCGCCGAAAUUCCCUAUUGAUGACACGUCACUUCCCAGAUCUGGAUAGUGCUUCUGAUUGGUCCUGCCGCGUGGGGGAAAUUUGCUUCAACCAAUCAUAAGCUCUACCCAGAUCUAGAUAGUGACGCGUCAUCAGCAUGGAAUUUCUGCGCUCUUUUCUCAGACGUCAUUUCGUGGGGAAAACCAAGAGUGACGUCGCGAAAUGUCAGCUGUUUUCAAGCUAGCCCAUGGUAUCUUAGAACCAUAAAUUGGGGCUGAGUGAAGACAGCGCCCCUAGAAUUGCUAAUGUUGAUGAUGUAAUACGAUAUACAGCUAUUUUGAUAGCUAAAACGUCGUCCGAUUUUAAGGCCUUCAGCCUACAAUACUCGUCACAUUAGCUGGGACAGCAGUGGUAUUGUCUGCCCCCUCAAUGUUGGUUUUUGCGAGAUGGCAUGUCAGAAGCAAAAAAGGCGGGCAACUUUUUGUCGGAAUAUAUGGGUACGGAAAGGGGUGUCCCAACUUAAUGUGACGAGGAUUGUAGGUAACAAGGGCAUGAGGGUGGCUGUAAAUCCUGUGUAAUUUGGUCAUAAUUUCACGGUUGUCAGAUGAGUACCAUGGAAUGGUAUAAACGAUUUAAUGACAGAUGAGUUACUUCAUGGCCUUGUUUGGUAAUAUUAUUUUCUUAAAUUACCCACAUAUUGCUACACAUGCAUUCUCGUCGCGUAGGCUUUCCAACUACGUUAAGAUAGAAGUGAAAGAUCUGUCUUCAUAGUAUUUCUCUACUCCAGGCCAGUCACACAACUUCAACAAAUACGACCGAGGCAGGAUAGACACCCUCCACGUGCCUUACGACUACGACAGUAUUAUGCAUUAUGGUAUGGACAGCUUCUCUAGGAAUGGCAAAGCUACUAUAAGAUCUAUUAAAGACUCCGCAAGAUCACUUGGCCAGAGAAAUGGAUUUACCCAACUGGAUAUCCAGGAAAUCAACUCACUCUACGAAUGCAGCAGUAAGUGGAGUGGUCUGUAAUAAAAGGAAGUAUUGGUUACUAAAAUGGCUUCUACUAACAAACCGAAAACAGUUAGAUCAGUGGUCUGUGAAAGGGUGGCAGAUCGUAUACCAAAACAAAACAAAACAAACUGUAACAGUAAAGUAGAACUAUGUAGAAGAAACAGAAAUGACGCUCUCAAAAACCUAUUUCCUCUAAAGUUUUUUUGGAAACCCUUUUCAUCUCCUGUACCAGCGCGAGGGUUGAGGCGCGCUCAUUCAAAGGGAGGAGCUAAAUGGGAGGAAGCUAAAGCAAAGACGUUUUGAGCGACGCACAUCACCCGGAAGAUGAAUUUUUGCAUUCUCGGACCUUGGUUUUGCCCACAUUUUCGGUCAAAUCCACCAUUUAAGGUUAAACACUAAGCAAUACAAAUUUGUUAGCGUUAAGACAUAUUAAAAGAGAAAAGGGCUUCAAAACGCCACUGAUUAAGUUUUCUUUAUAAUAUUUCAAGCCUCAUGUUAUAGCGCUUGUUUGAGGGAGGGCGCUAAUUCGAGCAUUUGCGGUCUUGUAAUAAUCAGUAUUAUAGCUGCUUGCCGGUAAGAUAGCUUUCUGGGCUCAAAAUAAUAUCGAGGCAUUCGAGAGGUGGGUUCCUGUAAACUUCGUAAGCCACUAUAUGUUAAAUUUCCUCAAUGCAUCUUGCAUCAGAGGCCCUUUUUAGUUCUUCUUUGGUUUGAUUGUUUGAUGGUUUUUGAUGUAACAGGUGCGAAUGGUCCCGGAUGGAGCAGGUGGUCAGACUUUGGACCCUGUGGUGCCAAUUGUAAAAAGUACCGUCAACGUUACUGCACGUCCACAAACAAAGAUGUCCACUGUCCUGGGCACAGUAACGGGAUACAGACAGAAGAACGGGUUUGUCCCCACCAAGAAUGUUACGGUUAGUAGGAGGAAGAGGCGUGCGGGUUUGAAUGGUGGAAAGUGCAAAAGAUACCCAUGGUUCGUACAAUCUUGAAAAGUUCUUGAAUUUUAGUAGUUGUCUUGAAAAGUCCUUGAAUUCGGUUAAGAUCCUUGAAAAGUACUUUUGAUUUCUUUAUUAGGUCUUGAAAAAUCCAUGAAAUUCACUACCUAAAAACAUUUUAAGUGCAUCAGCAAUAUCUUACUUCUGUUUCUUUAUUUUAAAUGCUGUUUCUGUACCUCAGAUGCAUACUCAGUCGUUUUGCAAAGCCUUGUUGCUGAAAGUNAAUUGUAAAAAGUACCGUCAACGUUACUGCACGUCCACAAACAAAGAUGUCCACUGUCCUGGGCACAGUAACGGGAUACAGACAGAAGAACGGGUUUGUCCCCACCAAGAAUGUUACGGUUAGUAGGAGGAAGAGGCGUGCGGGUUUGAAUGGUGGAAAGUGCAAAAGAUACCCAUGGUUCGUACAAUCUUGAAAAGUUCUUGAAUUUUAGUAGUUGUCUUGAAAAGUCCUUGAAUUCGGUUAAGAUCCUUGAAAAGUACUUUUGAUUUCUUUAUUAGGUCUUGAAAAAUCCAUGAAAUUCACUACCUAAAAACAUUUUAAGUGCAUCAGCAAUAUCUUACUUCUGUUUCUUUAUUUUAAAUGCUGUUUCUGUACCUCAGAUGCAUACUCAGUCGUUUUGCAAAGCCUUGUUGCUGAAAGUAGUACAAGAUAAUGUGAUCAAUGACCAUGGCUGAAGAAGAAAAUGACUCCAUGACGUGUUUUAGUCAAUAAAGUGUUCAAAAGGGGGUUAAAGAAUGCCGAUUUAUUGAAUAAAUCUUAGUCCUUGAAAACUGUAAUUUGUCCUUGAAAAAUCCUUGAAAAGUUCUUGAAAUUUGUUGACUGAAGUUGUACGAACCAUGGAUACCUUUAUUGGCGUUAAAUGGGUUUCUCGUUGGACCAUUCGGAGUUGUAGUAGAGAAAUGCAUACAUGUAGGUUACUCGGUCUGUGCUUUAAUUAUUAAAUCAGAAGUAAGAUGCUUUAAGGUUCUUCAUAUUGGGUUUCUUACGGGUGAAACUCUACUGUUUAUUAUAACAUCAAAUACUCAGAAAUCUUAAAUUUAUUUUGGAAACAAUAUAGACCGAACUUUUCAUCGAUUUGUGGACGCAAUAAAUCCAUUUCACUUGAGAGCCGGGAGGGCGGCACCCAAGGCUGAGCCUUUUGCAAAUAAUUCACAAGCUUUUCGCCCAGGCUGCUGAUUUAAAAGCUUCUGUUAUGUCCUUCCCACUUCCAGUAUGUGGGUUUAUUUGCUGUUAAAACAUGCAAUAGAACGUUCGAUCUGUGGUACGAGAAAAGGAAUUAACCUGACUAAGAGAUAAUUGUGAAAUUAAGAGGUGGGACAAAGUUAUCAUCGAAAGUUCCCAACUGACCUCGUAUAAUUAGAGACCAAAAUAUGGCGGUCUAUUUGUUACAAAGUGUGGUCGUCCUGUUUAUCUGUAAUAGAAAUUUUAUGAAUCCUGUCAUUUUUCAUAUUACAUUCCUUCUUCUUGUAGCGCCCGUGGAUGGACACUGGGGCCGCUGGUCAUCAUGGGCCAUAUGUAGCAAGACAUGUGGAAGUGGAACAAAAGUAAGAACGCGCAAAUGCGAUGAUCCACCACCCCUAAAUUCCGGAAAAUCCUGUUCUGGCGAUGAUAAAGAACAAGAGGCUUGUAUAUUGAGAAGGUGUGGCUUGGGUGAGUGAGCAAAACAAAAUUAAGUUGUUUAAAUUGAGAGCGAUUUUGCACUGAAUGUGUAUUUUUUAUUAUGCGGUUCAAUGCGAAUCUACUAAAUGGUCCUUACUAACUUCUUAGUCUUCUUACGGGCUAAGGUACAUGGCAUAAACUUAUCAAAAUAAAAUAAAAAUAAAAGUAAAAUAAAUAAAUAAAAAUAAAAGAGCCGAGUUAUUACUCCUAGUUGCUCUUAAAGUGACCAAAAGAUGGCUCUAUUUACCUGUAGGCGCUGAUGACUGUGACUUUGACUUCGCCGAUGGAAUGUGUCACUGGUCAAAUGACCAAUCCAGCAGUUCAGAUUUUAAGUGGUUAUUAGGGUCUGGAUCGACACCCAGCAGCCUCACGGGGCCUUCCGCUGACCACACAAGUGGUGCAGGUAAAAAAUUAACCACUAAUCUAAUUAAAAGGGCCUGCGUUUUAUGCGAAAACGACGAAAACGGCUGGCUAGUCCUCUUCACAGUUUAAUUAAGAGUUUCCAUUGGUUUACCCGCGAAAUAACCCACGCGGGAUGUUGGGAGAAAUUGAGUUUAGAUGCCGUAGAUGAACCGUAGUUUUUUUCAAAAGGUUGAGUUUGAUCGUCCGAGUGAACGUAGUCCUGAAUAGGACUGUUGUUGUUGACAGUGACUGACGUUUCGACAACCUGUGCGGUAAGUCACAACUCACUUUGACUCUGGAGAUGACUACUACACAGGUUGUCGAAACGUCAGUCACUGUCAACAACAACAGUCCUAUUCAGGACUACGUUCACCCGGACGAUCAAACUCAACCUUUUGAAAUGACUCCUGGGUUCAAACCUUUCACCGUAGUUUUUUUUAUUGCAUUUAUUUUAUAAUGCAUUGUAAAAUUGGAGUCUGCUCAAAACGAUGAAGCAAAAAGAAUAGAUUGUUUGAAACCUCAUAGGGAUAAAGAAAAUGAUAAACCGAACCUUAUACCUAACUCCUGUAAUCCUUAAUCAUGAAAAUGUGACAUAUUAAAUAAAGAAUAUCAUUCUCCCCAGGCAAGUAUCUUUAUGUGGAGGCUUCCAGUCCCGCGCAAGAGGGCGAUAAGGCUAGGUUACUCAGCCAUCAAUUUCCGUCAACUGCUGCUCGGUGCCUGUCCUUUUGGUACCACAUGUAUGGCUCAUCAACUGGAACUCUUAGUGUGUAUGCCCUUGCUAAAGAUUUCAAAAGGACCCUACUUUGGCAAAAGGCUGGUAACCAAGGAAACCAAUGGAUGCAAGCAAAAGUUUCUAUUACGAGUAGCUUAGAUUAUAAGGUAUGGAAGUUGUGUUCUUACCGAUAAUACGUUCUGGGGGAGUUGUGAGCGCGUAAAAAAGAGAGAGCGCUGCAAGCGAAUCAAAAUGAACAAGGACGCUAUUAAUAUCAGCGUUAUGUCUCGCUUGCUUGGAGAUUAGAUGAGAAAUGAGGAGGCGGUUAUUCUAGACGAAACAGGAUUUACUCGCUAAAGGUUUUUCACUUCCUACUUUAUCGACUGUCGAGUAUUCUUCAGGAUGUUUACUUUUUAUAUCGUAUUCGACGAUUUGUUUCUGAUCUGAUUUGGUACGCGUGUUACGUCCGCGGCCGCAGGUUAUACGCGUGUAUAAUUACACGAAAAUUCGAGAGAAAUACAUCGUGAUGAUAACAUGGCACGUCAUUUAAAUCAUCGCCGAAAAUAAACCGCAUGCUCAUCACAAGACUUAUUUGCAUACAAUAAAAGUUUACAACACCCGACCAGUUAGCCUUUGCCAAUUAAGAUUCUUCUUUUUUUUCGACCACUGAAGUGUUCACUUGUUCCAAUUUUAUCAGCUCUUUCAAGCGAUAGAACUCGUGGACCGACCCGUUCCGGAAAAGCUCUAAAUCGCAUUUAUUAAUCUUUCCUAAGCUUUCUUCGCAAAACAUGCGUGGCUUCAGUCACGCAACGAUUCUUAUUCCCAGUUUACACGGUCUCCGCUAUGAACGCCCAGGACCCCAACGCCCUUUUGUGUUGUAAAUACGAAGAAAAACGGCUUUCAGAUCAUGAGUCUCGCUGCUUACGUAAGCAAGACUAAUUACGACUGGAAGAUUGUAAUGAGUACAGGUUGGGUUCAAUAGUAACCAUAAAACAUGCUUUGCGACAAUGUUUCCUUGAAAAUUAGACGGCUUUCUUCAGUCGUACCGCGUACUAACGAAUCGUCUUUGUGUAAACUGUGUGUCUUGUGAGGUAUUCGAACUCGUGUGCUAACCGUGCGUCGCCGAGGCUUGGUCAUGCAGUCGAAACGAAAUAGGCAAUUAAACAACAUUCCUCUUGGCAGAUAACAGAAUAAGUAGUCAUUAUCCGAGUUCCAGUGAGUCUUUUUAUCAAAGCCUAGUAUACAACCAGUUUUAUAAGACUCUUUUCAUUUUUAGACGAAUGGUUGUUCACCUGGCCUCGCUUGAUAAUAAAGCUUAAGUGAACUAGGAUUAUGCUGUUAACACUCUGAGGUCUCAGUUUGGUUGCAAAGUUGCGCUGAUUUUAGUUUAGUGUAUAAUAACGCGUUUAAAUUACCAGUGGGAGACAUCUUCCCGAUCUAUAAAGACUAUGCUGAAAGAAAUAUUUUGGCUUAGAUUGAGAUUGAAGCUAUAAGAGGCCCGAGUUUCCGAGGAGACAUUGGACUUGAUGACAUCAGUUUUACGGACGGACCGUGCAGUAAGUCUCCAUCAUAACUUUACUUUACUUUACGUUAUCUAUCCGUUCGAACGGAGGUGUGGUAGGGCGUUAAUGCUUUCGAUCAGCCACGAGUCUGAGGGCUAUGAAAAAGGGAAUAUUGUCAUAAAAGAUGAAGUUGUGACGAUGGGGAUGUUAUGUGCCCCUAGGCUUCCUUUGAAGCCCUUAAUCCAUGAUUCCAGGUCUUACGUGGACGUCCUCUUGUUUUAUGUGCUGUGUGCUUGCUUUGCCAGCUGGUUGGUAUUCAAACUCGUCAACACCGAACCAUUUCAUUCUCUUUCGAUAUGAUGUUGAACCGUUGCCAAUCCUACCAUUUCUCUGACCUUGCACCGUCUGGUCUUGCUGGCGGCCCUUCUUAAGCUAUAAUUGAUUUUAUGCUAAAUAAUUAAAACCUCGUGAAAGUGCUACUGAAAAGGUUUUAUCUUAGUGCUCACACCAUAGCAAAGAAUAGAACUGUAUGCUAGAUAAAAGUACUGCUGGAGAGGUGUCAUUUGAAUGGUCACAACAUAGGAUUUCGUUCACAGACUCAAGGUUACAACUACAUUAAUUUUAUCCAUACCUAAAGCAAGGAGUAAGAGAGUUAAGAGAUAUUUUAUAAAACAAUUCAAGGGAGUGCAUUGUAGCAUUUCUGUCGUGUUGUGGUGAUAUAGUUUCCCACAUCUUUUAAGUGAUGUAUUGCAUGUAUUUUAACAGUGGAAGAAAUAGGCUGCUAUAAAGAUAACCCCCAAAGCAGAACGUUUCCGCUGGUUGUGAAAAACCUUCGAUCUGAAAUAGAUUGGUAUCACCUGGAAAAAACUGUUCAGAAAUGUGCCUUGCUAUCCAAACAGAGAAACUACAAAGUAAGUCACUUAUAAUGCUAGUGGGCUCUGUCCAAAAUUCAGCUACAUCAGAAAUUAUCAUGAUUAGUUAUUUAAUGGAUUGAGUAGGUAGGCUGAAUAAGAUCGCCGAGAUAAGUGUUUAAUCAUGCAUGAAUAUGAGUGUGAUUGAUAGAAGCACUAUCCGUUAUGAGUUUCGUGGCAGCGCAAAAGCUAUCCAGUAUAACGUGAAAAUAGCCUUAGUGAGUUGAUCGCUUAUUGGCGAGCGAAGGAUUAGUAUCGCUUGUCAGUCCCUGGCCGGAGGUUGACGGGGGAAUGCGCGAAAAUGAAAAUGCACUCCUAAGAAGAAGCACCGGACAAGUCCAGGAGCUCGCUCUUUGUUAAUUUCCCUGGUCACUGGUCUCAUUUUAACCAAAAGCGUAGAUAUUUGGACACAACUCAUUUUGUCAGUGUGUUCGGCCAAAUUGUUCCUUCCGGGUUGAACCAUUGUGAAACGAAUGAAGAAGAACAUUUAUAACGCAACUCUUUUGCUCAUUAUUUUUUAUUCUCGUUCGGUUCCGCAGAUAUUCGCAAUACAGUUUUACGGCGAGUGCUGGAGCGGCGAAACAUCCAAGGUUCAUUAUAAUCGCUUUGGUGCAGUUGAUAAAUCUCAAUGUCCGUUUGGAGUCGGAGGACCGAAUGUUAAUGCUGUUUAUAGGAUCCUUCCAUAG
Porites evermanni is the source of this 10960-nucleotide messenger RNA. The record is from the annotation of a GenBank genome assembly. Lineage: Eukaryota; Metazoa; Cnidaria; Anthozoa; Scleractinia; Poritidae.